GUCUACUUGAGGCUCAGGAUACGACAGGAAGUGUACGUUCGUGGUAGUGUGGCAGCUGUGGGAGGACUGGGGAGAGGGGAAGAUCGAAAACAAAACAACAAUGUGCGACGAAGACGUGAGUCCCCUCGUGGUCGACAACGGUUCCGGGAUGGUCAAGGCUGGCUUCGCCGGCGAUGACGCUCCCCGCGCUGUCUUCCCCUCCAUCGUCGGUCGCCCUCGUCACCAGGGUGUGAUGGUUGGCAUGGGUCAGAAGGACGCCUACGUCGGCGACGAGGCCCAGAGCAAGCGAGGUAUCCUGACUCUCAAGUACCCUAUCGAGCACGGCAUUAUCACCAACUGGGACGACAUGGAAAAGAUCUGGCACCAUUCUUUCUACAAUGAGCUCCGCGUCGCCCCUGAAGAGUCUCCCGUCCUCCUCACUGAGGCUCCCCUCAACCCCAAAGCCAACCGUGAGAAGAUGACUCAGAUCAUGUUCGAAACCUUUGCCACACCAGCCAUGUACGUGGCCAUCCAGGCUGUGCUGUCCCUGUACGCCUCUGGCCGUACAACUGGUAUCGUGCUGGAUUCUGGAGAUGGUGUUUCUCACACAGUCCCCAUAUAUGAGGGCUAUGCUCUUCCUCAUGCAAUUCUUCGUCUUGACCUGGCUGGCAGAGACCUGACUGCCUAUCUCAUGAAAAUCAUGACUGAGCGUGGCUACUCCUUUACCACCACUGCUGAGCGAGAAAUCGUUCGUGACAUCAAAGAGAAACUUUGCUAUGUCGCUCUUGAUUUUGAAAGCGAAAUGAAUAUAGCAGCUGCAUCAACUUCACUUGAAAAAUCUUACGAACUUCCAGACGGCCAAGUCAUCACAAUCGGUAAUGAGCGUUUCCGUGCUCCAGAAUCACUAUUCCAGCCUUCCUUCCUAGGUAUGGAAUCCGUUGGCAUCCACGAGACCGUCUUCAAUUCCAUCAUGAGGUGCGACAUUGAUAUCAGGAAGGACUUGUUCGCAAACAACGUUCUGUCUGGCGGCACCACAAUGUACCCUGGUAUUGCUGACCGCAUGCAGAAGGAAAUCACUGCUUUGGCUCCCUCGACCAUUAAAAUCAAAAUUAUUGCUCCACCUGAGCGAAAAUAUUCUGUUUGGAUCGGUGGCUCCAUCCUGGCCUCUCUGUCCACCUUCCAGUCCAUGUGGAUCACCAAAGAAGAAUACGACGAGUCUGGUCCAGGCAUUGUCCAUCGCAAGUGUUUCUAAUUAUCAUACUAAACAAAUCAGUAUUCAAACUUGCCAUGUUCUCAUUUAUUCUCAAAAAUGAUAACGUACGGCGGAAUAAUGUAAUAUCUAUAUUUUUGUUAUUUUUUGUGUACGACAGUUGUUACCACAUAAGCCUUUUUUCAUAAACCGCAAAUAAAAAUACCAUGAGAAUA
Messenger RNA from Eriocheir sinensis (Chinese mitten crab), 1404 nucleotides. RefSeq names its product actin, muscle-like. The record is from RefSeq and is a predicted model, not a curated record. The transcript is spliced from 2 exons. Lineage: Eukaryota; Metazoa; Arthropoda; Malacostraca; Decapoda; Varunidae. Gene Ontology annotation, biological process: mitotic cytokinesis. Bases 101 to 1231 code for a protein of 376 amino acids.